This is a messenger RNA of Bombyx mandarina (wild silkworm), 1252 nucleotides long. RefSeq names its product mitoferrin. Gene Ontology annotation, cellular component: mitochondrial membrane. Gene Ontology annotation, biological process: iron import into the mitochondrion. NCBI's taxonomy places the organism in Eukaryota, Metazoa, Arthropoda, Insecta, Lepidoptera, Bombycidae. Gene Ontology annotation, molecular function: ferrous iron transmembrane transporter activity. The record is from RefSeq and is a predicted model, not a curated record.
GAAAAUCUCGUAUAUAUUAACGUCGUUUUGUGCCUUGUGUAAACUGUAAUUUUAUUUCAUUAACGUGACUGGUGGUACACGCGGCUCUGUAAAAAAAUAUACUCGGCUCAAUGUAGAUGAAAUUAUGUUUGACUAGCUAUUAACUCCGGCUUCGCUUGCUUGUUCAAGGAAAAGUGUCGGUGUAGUUUCCUACUCGAAUGCAGUCUUUGCGGACGGCCCACAAUAGCACCAUAAGCGAAACAUUUCGGUAUAUGGUGCAGCGGGAAGGCUUAUUAAGGCCUAUCCGCGGAAUGUCGGCAGUGGUGCUCGGAGCGGGUCCAGCGCACGCAUGCUUCUUCGCCACAUACGAGCACUGCAAACUAACGUUAUCACAAAUGACCAGGCAUCGGCAUGACCACAUAACGCACGGUUUAUCUGGUUGUCUGGCAUCGCUAAUUCACGACGCCGUCUCAAAUCCAGCAGAAGUUGUAAAGCAGAGGUUGCAAAUGUUGAACUCUCCGUAUAGGGGUGUUUGGGAGUGCGCGCGGCACGUCUACAGAGCGGAGGGAUUGCGCGCCUUCUAUCGCUCAUACGGAACCCAGAUAGCCAUGAACGUACCAUUCCAGGCGUUACAUUUUGUCACGUACGAAUGGUGUCAAAGCGUACUGAACCCGGCUCGCAAGUACGACCCGCGCGCCCACGCGCUCAGCGGGGCGGCCGCCGGCGCGCUCGCUGCGGCCGCGACCACUCCGCUUGAUGUAUGCAAAACUGUGCUCAAUACACAGGAAUCGGCAGCGAGAGCGGACGGCUUGCUAGAAGCGGCUUCUCAAGUGAUGCGAGCCACCGGGCCCCUGGGCUUCUUCAAGGGCGUCCAGGCUCGCGUCCUGUACCAAAUGCCGGCCGCCGCCAUCUGCUGGCUCACGUACGAAACCUUCAAACACAUGCUCGGCAAUACGAAAGAAGACGAGAGCACGAACAGCGGAGCCGGGGGCCCGCCUCCCCCCUCCCUGUCCUCCUCCCCCUCCCCGCCCCUCGCGGCCGCGCUGCGACUGGCGGCCGCCUCCACGGAGGUGCCAGCCACCAACACCCUCACGAGGACGUAAGACUCCUUACAACAAACACGUAAAUACAAUUCGUCGUCACGGUACAACAUCGAAAAAGUGGUUUAACUGCUAACUAUCUUCUUUUUUUUUGGUACCUAUGCUGAUAGCCUUAGCUAUUUCAGCUUCUCCUUGACGUGUAUGUGAGCUCGCGGGGCUCAAAUCGGGUGUGU